Molecule: messenger RNA, 1123 nt
Organism: Kogia breviceps (pygmy sperm whale)
Lineage: Eukaryota; Metazoa; Chordata; Mammalia; Artiodactyla; Physeteridae
Source: RefSeq, a predicted model, not a curated record
AUGCCUGGGGGUCCCCAAGCCCUCCGAACCCCACGUGCCACCAUCUUUCUCCUCUUGAUCUUCGCUGCUGGCCUGGGCCCCAUGUGCCAGGCCCUGUGGGUGGGCUGGGACCCACCAUCGGUGACGGUGAGCAUUGGGGAAGAGGUCCGCCUCCUGUGCAGACACAAUGGCAGCAACCCCAACGUCACAUGGUGGUACGUCCUCCAAGGCAACUCCACGUGGCCGCCUAUGAUUGAGCUCUCAAGCCCAGGCCCCAAGGGCGAGCUGAUCAUCCAGCAGGUGAACAAGAGCCACAGGGGCAUGUACAGGUGCCAAGUCAACGAAGGCCAGAAGGUCUGGCGCUCCUGUGGGACCUACCUCCGCGUGCGUGGCGGGGACUUCAGUGGUCUUGGGCCUCCGCGGGGGUUUGGGCCUCCGUGGGGGUGUGGCCAGGAGGCAAGGGGAGGACUUGAGGUGCUGGGCUCUGAGCAACGCUCCCUCCUCACAGAGCCACUCCCCAGGCCCUUCCUGGACAUAGGCGAGGGCACCAAGAACAACAUCAUCACGGCCGAGGGCAUCAUUCUGCUGAUCUGCGCCGUGGUGCCUGGGACGCUGCUGCUCUUCAGGAAACGGUGGCAGAACAUGAAAUUCGGGGCAGAUGUCCAGGAUGACUAUGAAGAUGAAAAUCUUUAUGAGGGCCUGAACCUCGAUGACUGCUCCAUGUAUGAGGACAUCUCCCGGGGCCUCCAGGGCACCUACCAGGAUGUGGGCAGCCUCCACAUCGGAGACGUUCAGCUGGAGAAGCCGUGACCCAGCCGGGCUGCCCCACCAGCUGUGCACCCAAACCGUGUCUCAGCCCACUUCCUUGGAACCCGCUCUCUUUUCACAAUCUCUCCUGGGAGUAUCCUGACUCAACUUCUUGGGAGUGUCCACUCUUCUUCCCUCUGGACCGUCCUCGUCCCCUCCCCACACCCGAACUCAAUCCUCCCCUGACUGCCUUUCCCAGGCUCCCCCCCAUCCAGCGGAUAAUGAGCCCUUAGUCGCUGCUUCUAGGGGAGCUGAUUGUAGCCGCCUCAUUAGGGCCACCUCCCCACUCCCUGCUCUGUCAUGGCCACUUAGUGAUAAUAAAUCCUUCCCAACUGCA